AUGCCUUGUUUGAAAAAACUCGUCGUAGCAUCCGAGGAACCGUGGGGCAACGAGUCGCCAGGCAUGUCCUGCGAAGUCGUAGCGAUGGAACACCUUGAAGUGCUCGACCUAUCUGCAUCUGGACCUUACAUCUGCUGUCUGUUGUCCUAUCUUCGGGUUCCAUUCACUGCCGCACUAUCGCUCACGCUCCAGCUUUCAACGCAAUCAUGCUCAGUCUCUUCCUUGAUACAAUUCCUCAAGAAUCAUUGGACCUUUCGAGACGACGGCGAGCCCGUAUGGAGAUUAAUUUACCACGAAAACGACGACAACACGUUUGUGCUCACGGCAUAUGCGCCGGACGGACCUUACCCCCCGGGCUUGCGUUUGACCGUCCCCCAUGCCUGGGACUUCAUACUCAGCCGAGUUAUCCGCGAGAUGUCUACGGACAGCGUGCAACGGCUGGUGAUGUGGCUCGUUUCGGACCACACAGAUCCGGCUACCCUCAGACGCCUCCUCGAGAAGUGUUCGUCCACGACAGUACUGGAGCUUCCGACUCGCCUUGCCUUCGAAACCGUCAUACCUCUUCUUGUUGCCCCCACAUCAGGUCCUGAACUGCUUCCGAAGCUGCGGUGCAUAGAUAUGGACCUGGAAGAGGAGGGCGAACCAUCCCAGGGUGCCAUUCGCGAACUACAGUUCCUUAUCAUCAAGAGGUGUGUGGCCCGUGUCGUCGGGGACAACAGGCCGAGACUGCCCAUUUACCUGAAUAUCAUGGGUUCUUGGACGAUGUCUCACGAGGAUCUCGACACACUUUUUCUUGUAGCUGGCGGUUCAGAGUAUGUAAGACUGGAUGGGAUUUAG
This is a messenger RNA of Punctularia strigosozonata HHB-11173 SS5, 837 nucleotides long. RefSeq lists its product as uncharacterized. Bases 1 to 837 code for a protein of 278 amino acids. The record is from RefSeq and is a predicted model, not a curated record. The transcript has a single exon. NCBI's taxonomy places the organism in Eukaryota, Fungi, Basidiomycota, Agaricomycetes, Corticiales, Punctulariaceae.